Molecule: messenger RNA, 1827 nt
Organism: Austrofundulus limnaeus
Lineage: Eukaryota; Metazoa; Chordata; Actinopteri; Cyprinodontiformes; Rivulidae
Product: aprataxin and PNK-like factor
Biological process (GO): double-strand break repair
Cellular component (GO): site of double-strand break; nucleus
Molecular function (GO): 3'-5' exonuclease activity; DNA-(apurinic or apyrimidinic site) endonuclease activity
Source: RefSeq, a predicted model, not a curated record
GUAUGGUCACAUGACUCACUUCCUGUGAGGUAUGGUCACAUGACUCACUUCCUGUGAGGUAUGGUCACAUGACUCACUUCCUGUGAGGUAUGGUCGCGACUUCCUGUGGUUGUACAGGAGAGAACAGACUUCACAAACAUGGACGCCCUACAGACAGAGCGGCGGCCAUCUUGGAUGGGUGCUUCUUGCAGCCGCAGCUCAUUAGUUUGUCGAACUAAUGAAGUAUGAGCUCAUCAGAGACUCUGUCCCACAUUAUAAUACCAGCUGCCAUGUUUUAYUGUCUUCAACAACGUCUGAUGUAAUAAUAAAAGUAAAUGUUUCAUCCUGAGGGUCUGUUUUUACUCAGUUGUGUUUGUUUGUUGAAACAAUCUGUUUUACGUCUCGUGUCUCAGAGGGACAAAUCAAAUGUCUGAAGGUUGAACUUCCUGUUCUCCAUGAAGUCAGACUCUCAGCUUGUUUUUGUUUCAGCUGUGAAGAGACGUAAACAAGACACGCAGACCACGCCCACUCCCACCACUCUAACAGAGGAGGCGGAGCUUAAUGAGGAGGAGGAGAGGAGGCCGAAGAAAAAGAGGAGGAAGAUGAACAAAGAAGAGAAACAGGAAACUGAAACAGAUGAUCCUGCAGCCAGCAGCUCACAGGUCAGCAGCUCACAGGUCAGCAGCUCACAGGUCAGCAGGGAGCCAAACGCUUCAUCUCAAACAUCAGACGGCGGCGAGGCAAACAGGAAGUCCUCUGAUGGAGGCCAGGCGGACAGGAAGUGGUCUGAACAGCAGGUCAGAACUCCGUGUCCAUAUGGGACAGACUGCUACAGGAAGAACCCGCUUCACUUCCAGGAGUUCUGUCACCCCGGAGACCUGGACCACCAGGAGGACCAGAACCGACCCGAGUGUCUGUACGGAACCGCCUGCUACAGGAAGAACCCUCUCCACAGGAAACAGUUCAGACACACACAGGAAGCUGCUUCCUGGACUCGAGCCAACCCUGAUGAAGAUGAAGACGUGGACUCAGACUACGUCCCUCCAGACUCAGAGGACAGUGAACAGGAAGUCUUCCUGAAGAACAGGAAGUAGACCGAGGUGUGCUUGUUUACCUGCUGUAAACAGGAAGUCAACAGGAAGUGUGAACAACAACAGGAAGUGUGAACGACAUCAUCAUCAGGCUGAAUGUUCCUCCUACAAACUGACACCAGUUAACAGAACCUCUCUGAACUGGGUCAAAACAAGACCUGGUUCUAAGUUCAGGUUCUGAUGAUCCAGGUCUUAGUUUCAGUUUUCUGUUGGGGGYUCGGUCUUGUUUGGUUUCUUCUCUGGACUUUAACGGUCCAACAGAUCUGGACCUCCUGUCCUGUUCUGGACCCUCAGCGGCCUGCACUGGAUGAAGACCACCAAGACUUCACAGGGUCUGCUCCGUUUGGACCAGAUCUUCAUGGAGCUGRCAGCCAUGAAGGAGACCGGACCCACAAAGACCAGACUGAAGACCAGCAGAACAACAGGUCCACGGGCCGGUCCUGGGAUCAGAUCAGAUCCACAUGAAGACAAAAUGUUUCCUCCUGGUUCUUCUGAUCCAAACCCAGAGUCCAGGGGUCCAAACGGGCUGUUAUUGCAGGUGUUCUGAUUGUCCUCAGUUGGUUUGGGUCCAGGUUCUGGACCAGGUUCUGUGCAGAACUUUGUGUUUAAAUAGAGCCCAGAUUAAAGGACAUGAUUUUAUUUCCAGAGUAAAUUUCAAAAUAAAGUCUUUUAUUUUGAAGUUUGAAUUGAACUUGUUUCAGGGACUUCCUGUUCUGGUUUUGUCCUCUGCUUCAGUUUCAAUAAAGMUUUAAACCUG